Molecule: messenger RNA, 776 nt
Organism: Aphanomyces astaci
Lineage: Eukaryota; Oomycota; Saprolegniomycetes; Saprolegniales; Verrucalvaceae
Exons: 1
Coding region: 124-684 (186 amino acids)
Source: RefSeq, a predicted model, not a curated record
UCGACAAAUUGGACGUGCUUGUGGAGUUUAAACGCGAAGUAGUUUGUAACAUACACACAAGUCAACAACACUAUAAAACAGCUAAAAAUGACGUCCUCCUGGCUUCGUUAAACUUAGUUGGCCAUGUACGCAGCGACGGCCAAGACCACGGCCCCCGCGGCAGAAACGGAUGCCGACGCCGUGACAGUGGGGGCUGCGGUCGUUGUGGUGUUGGAAGUGGCAUUCGCGCCCGGCGAUUUGGUCGUGGUGCUGGAAGUAACGUUGGCGUCCGGCGAUUUGGUCGUGGUGAUGGAAGUAACGUUGGCAGGCUUGGUGGUCACGAUGGGCUUCACAGAAGCACUGGUUGUGGUCGGGGCAGGCGUUGAGGCGGCGUUGAUCUCACCCACUUGGUUGUUCUUGGCCAGGAACUCCUUGAACGUCCAGUUUAAUUUGUCCGUCUCGUACACAGGCGAGUCGCCGACGAUGUACGUGCAGGGCGGGGACACGCCCUUGAUGGCGGAUGCAAUCGCGUCGUACCACUUGGAGCAGUCGGCGCUGGCGAGGAGCUUGGCCUGGUCCGACGACGAGGUGGUGGACGUGAACACUGGCGUCAUGUCCGUGCCGCCGAUAACUUUGGCGCAGGCCUUGGCGACGGGGCUGGUGAAGUGCGGGACCACAGCUUUGGCGAUGGAGAGGGUGCAUUGACUCCCGUUGUCAGCAGUCACAACGGCGGCGGCAGAGGACAGGACUACCCCCACGGCCAACGAGAAGGACUUCAUGGUGGUCGAGUAUGUGGA